GCCAUAUGUGAGGGGAUUGAACGCAGAAAUUUCACAACUUCUGGAGUAUAUUUAUUUAUUUAUUUACAUUGUUGCGUUAUUAGUUUUCCUUUAAUAACGGGUGUGAGUACUUCCCCCACCACUGACAGAGGCCAUUCAGCGAAACAUCCUUUCAGUGCUCUCAGUCGGAUACAUUUAGAGUCUAACACCUCUGUAAACAAUAAUAAUAAAUAAUAAAUAAUACAAUUGUGAAUGUAAGGCUUAUGUAUGAUGGAGUAUGCUUUAUAACAGCGUGGUAUGACUAAUCAUUAGACUUAUGUAAAGGGAUUAAAAGGAGAUGAAUCCCCCUCCCUCCUCCGGUUGUAUGCACGAGGACUCAGACUUGUACGCAUGCGCGCUCUCGCUGUUGGCGGACGGAGUUAUCUUGACACUGCAACACUCUCUGGGGAAGCUAAGGUAGCGGGGUAGCUCAUUGGUCCAACGUCACAUCGUUGUCUUCUUGUUUACAGCUAGUUGGACACUAACUGUUUGGAUUUAAGCUGAACUCGGUGCCAGGGCCCGGCUGGUGUGCGUGGUCAUGAGUGUCGCAGGGAAAGCGCCGCGUGUGUGCAGUCUCCGCUCUCUGUUCCUCACGUAAACCUUCUCCGUGCUGGUUUCCGCCCGUUAACAUCACCCAGCGCUCCUCCGCCGUCAAGCAGCGAUGUACGAGGAGGGGGACGAGGUGCAGGACGACUGCGGCUCCCGGGAGGAGUGGACGCUCCUGUUCUGGACCUCUCUGGCCGUCGUCGUCCCGGUCAUCAUCACCCUGUGGUGCAGCGCCCAGCGCUCCAAGCGGAAAACGCACAUGAAGGACUUCUUUCGCAAGAGCAAGCACGGCUGGCACUACACGGACCUGUUCAACAAGCCCACCUACUGCUGCGUCUGCUCCCAGCACAUCCUCCAGGGGGCUUUCUGCGACUGCUGCGGGGUGUGCGCGGACGAGCAGUGCCUGCGCCGGGCCGACCGGGGCCUGUCGUGCAAGGAGAUCAUGGCCCCCUCCAGCCCCGACGGAGCCAUGGGGCACCGCUGGGUCCGCGGAAACGUGCCCCUCGCCAGCUACUGCGCAGUGUGCAAACAGCAGUGCGGGACCCAGCCCAAGCUCUGCGACCUCAGGUGUGUGUGGUGUCAGACCACAGUGCACGAUGACUGCAUGCACAGCCUGGCAGAUGCAGACCAGUGUGACCUGGGCGAGUUCCACAGCCUCAUCAUCCCUCCUCACUACCUCCACCACGUCAACAAGCUCCGCCGCAGACACCCGGAAGAGUACAGCAAGCUGGCGUCUUCCUGUGGCAGUGGCUGGACUCCGGUUUUGGUCUUGGCUAACACGCGCAGCGGCAACAACAUGGGGGAGGCUCUGCUGGGAGAAUUCCGCACCAUUCUGAAUCCUGUGCAGGUGUUUGACCUGUCUGAGCUGGCCCCCUCCAAAGCCCUCCAGCUGUGCACCCUGCUGCCGCCUGGUAGUGUCCGGGUGCUUGUGUGUGGGGGUGACGGCACAGUGGGCUGGGUGCUGGAUGCCAUUGACAGCAUGAAGCUGAAGGGCCAAGACCAGUUUAUACCAAGGGUGACCAUCCUACCCCUGGGGACAGGAAAUGACCUUUCCAACACUUUGGGCUGGGGUGCCGGGUAUGCCGGAGAGAUCCCUGUGGAACAGGUACUCCGCAACAUCCUUGAUGCGGAAGUGGUUAAAAUGGACAGGUGGAAAGUGCAGGUGGCUUCAAAAGGCCUCUACUUUCGUAAACCAAAGGUUCUGUCCAUGAACAACUACUUCUCUGUGGGGCCGGACGCUCUGAUGGCGCUCAACUUUCACACCCACCGCGAGAAAACCCCCUCCUUCUUCUCCAGCCGCAUCAUCAACAAGGCUGUUUAUUUCCUGUAUGGCACCAAAGAUUGUUUAGUGCAGGAAUGUAAGGAUCUGGAUAAGAGGAUUGAGCUGGAAUUGGAUGGUGAGAGGGUGGCGCUGCCCAGUCUGGAGGGCAUCAUUGUUUGUAACAUCGGCUACUGGGGUGGAGGCUGCAGACUGUGGGAGGGUAUGGGGGAUGAGCCCUGCCCACCCACACGGCUGGAUGAUGGUCUGCUGGAGGUGUUGGGUGUGUUUGGCUCCUUCCACUGUGCUCAGAUCCAGGUCAAGCUGGCCAAUCCUGUGCGGCUGGGACAGGCCCACACCGUCAGGCUUGUGCUCAAGAGCUCCAAGAUGCCCAUGCAGGUGGACGGGGAACCGUGGGCCCAGGGUCCCUGCACCAUCACCAUCACACACAAGACCCAGGCCCUCAUGCUGUACCACAGCUCCGAGCAGACGGACGAUGACGAAGACGAAUCCAGCGCCUCGGAGACAGAGAGCCCCACCCCUCAAGACUCACCCAGGCCCCCGGGGCCAGCCUCGGCUCGUGCGUGACCCACCUCAGGCAUCAUGUGAUCUGAGGCUUUUCUCAUCUAAGGUUCUGUCUUCAUUCUGCAGCCCAGUUUCUUAUUAAUCCCUUGUUUGUGGCUGCACUCAUUAGCCCUCCUUGGAGGUCCUUGGACACACUCUAUCCUCAAAUCAUGUCCCAUGUUUUCAGAGGGGUUAGAAAGGUCCGUUGUGAAUUGGGCUGCUGUCAUUUUGUUUUUGCAUCUUUUCCUUCCAGACUCCCCGAAUAUUAUAAGCCAGUGCUCAGGCAGUUCCCUCUCCACAGGUGGGACAGUCAGGAGGAGACACAUGUUUUAGAGAAAGAUUGCUGUUUAUUUGCACUGAUCCCUUGUGCCAUAGAAAUCUAGAGUUGACUAUACUGUAUUUAUUAUACUGUAUUUUAUUUGCAGUGAAUGCCCAGUGCAGCCCUGCAGGUAUCAGUGAGCCACUUUUAACAAGUUGCCCAGGUUCAAUUGACCAGUUAACCUCAAAGCCAUGUCUCCAUCAAUGGGGGGUGAUGAAGUAGUAAAUACAGGAGGAGUCACAAUGAAUGUGAAGCGGCUGAAGGUUCAGGUGAAGCGUUUUUGCCCAUUUGUGACUUUUCUUUUAAACACUCUAAUAAGAGCACAAACAAACAGCACACACAUUUUUGGACUCUAAAUGAGUGCAGAAGUGCACAGGAUAUCUGUUUUGGCAUGUUGAUCAUUUUCAGUAUCUCCUGCAUCGUCACCUGAGAUAAGGCUUUGAAAUUCGUGUCGGCCAAAAGGUCUCUGAAUAGAGCAAAGGCUCGGUUAAAACUGCAAUGUGUCGUCAAUCACUGGACAUGUGUGCUGGUUUAUGCACUCCAUGAUGUACUGUCUCAAGUGGCUCGCCAAACACUCAGAUUGUACCAAGAUACAGUCCUGACAAUAUAUUUAACUCUCCUGUGAGCGCAACAGGCAACUGUUUACUUUGGUUCAUUACUGCCAAGUAACUAUUCAGAGGACUCGCUCGUCUACAUGUAAAACCUUUUGUUUUUCCUCUUCGUUACAUACUUCCUCUUGUUUACAUAUUUUGUGCUGCACUGUUUUAGCACUUACACUGACAUAUACCUUACACUGCUUAGGAUAUACAUGACACCUUAAUGUUGACCUAUGAUGUUGCUGUCGAUAGUGAUAACUGCUGAUGAGAUUAAGCUGUCCCAUGUUGUUAUUUUAUCUUAUUAAGAGUCAUCCUUGUUUUACUUAAUGGUCACCACAGGGUGGCAGACUUAAGACAGUAUUUUUCUGUUUUCUACCCUGACCUCUGCCAUUUAUCACAAUCCUGCAUGUUACUUUUCUGUGUUUUGUCCGGCAGACAUCGAUCUGUUUAGUUUUGUUGGUUCGAUCUGUCCUGUGCUCUACAUGAUGUUUAUUUGUGUUUCUGUCAAAUUGCCUACUUGUGGUGAAAUCGAUUUGAGGUUGUCCUGUUUAUUGCAUAAUGAGUAAGAAAAUUUGCCUGUUGCUCACAGCCAUAUCAGAAAUGUCUGUAGAAUGUUAGUCAACGCUUUCUGAGACCUGGAGCCAACUUGCCACUCAAAAGGCUGAACAGGGAUCAGUUUUUAGCCGCGUGAUGCCUAUGCUUUUGGAAUAUGCAGCUCUUUCGCAGGUUUACCGAGCCUAGUGGUUUCAUCACACUGUGUUUGGUGAAUGUGUUCUUGCUCAAGGACACCUGUCUGUUCUUUUACCUUGUCCAUGUUUACCAGAGUUUGUGUGUUGUGUCACUCUGAAUUUGCUGAAAUGUAACUUCAAACGCAGGUUUUUACCCCGACUAGCUGCAUGGCUCUAGUUCCAAAAACUGUCUCUGGGUAAAAGACCUCGAUAACCGCUUGAUGAAUUGUGGUGCAAUCUGGCCUCUGGUGAUUCUGUUAAACCUUAGUGUUUAUCAAGCAUCACCACAAGGUCAAAUUUGCUCUCAUCAAAUGCUCCUAUUUGUCUGCUCAUGUGUUUCUGAAACUACUGUUUAACGUAAUGCUACCAUGCUACAAAUUACAUCCUGAUUGUGUGCAUGACAGCACACUAACAUACUAGCUGUCAGUUUAAGUUAGAGUUGGACCUAAAUACAGAUGUUUGCAAAAUAGCUUAAAACUGAAUUCAUAAAUAUCUGUAUGUUAAAGGGGCUCUGUGGAACUUCUGUAUAGUACUGGAAGCCGGACUUUAGUGGACUCCAUUUCUAAACUACUGUUAGCUACUGUUGCUCUGUUAGCGGAGCAGAGAGACGCUUAGACAGCCAUUUAAGAGUGCCAUAAAGUCAGUGUUACAAUCCGCCCACAUAAGGCCGAUAGAAAAGUGAUAAUACAUGUAAAAUGCUAGGAAUUGUUACACAGAGCCCCUUUAACAUUGAUUAAAAUUACUGUGUGUAAUGUGAAAUGCAUCACUAGCAGUAAUGAACCCAGAGACAAUCACCAACUUUACAGUUCCCCUUCAGUUUUACAUGGUGCUUUAGCAUCUGUGAGUGCUAUUUUGGUUUUACGCCUGCACAUUUUCUGUUUCGGUUGAGUCUCACCACUCAUCAUUUCCCUUCCAGCAGCAGCUGAAAGCUCUUUUCAGAUAAACCCGCUGUAUGACAUGUGCCCAUUAAACGGCACACAAAGUGGCGACUGCCUAGCUUGUGUGCUAACUUAAUGGUAGAAAAUACUGAAAUCACCAGUAAUUCCAGAGACUGAAAAUGCCAAUGCACUUUAAUUUUGAUUUACAUGGCUUGGCCUUUUUUCUCGAACACCAUCAAAAUGAUUAGCCCCACCACUGAUAAGGAUUUAACAGCAAAGUGGUCAACAAAUUUGUUCCUUUGAGUGUAAUGACUAUUAAACCUCAUAAGGUUGCUAGUGUGGCUAGAGACUUAGCCUACUUGUGUUACUAGUUGGAGGGACAUGAUUGUGAUGUUAUUUUGAAUACUCCCAACAUAUAAUUCAGUUUAUUGUUAAAUCUUGGCAGAUGCAUAGCAGUAUUUAUAUAGUGUCAAUUUGGCAAGGACAAUUUACUGUGUUGUGUGUACCAACAAGCUUUUAUUAAUUCAUAUAUUUGAUAAGCUUACUUCAUUGUUGUCAAAUAUCUGUAAGAAAAAAAGGAGAACCUUAAAGGCUGAUAAGAAUGUAAAGAAAACCUGAUAAUUAUUAUUUUGACUGCAACACAAUCCUAAAAGGAAGCCUUAUAUGACCCCUGCUAUAGAGAAAAGACAAGACAAAGAAACUGUGUCUGGAAGAAAACAAGCUAAUUGUUCACAAUAAAACAAUUACUAUUCUGAUUGAAUUGAAUGUAAUGAAGCGAUGCUUUGAAUUUUAAGACAUUCCCAUAAAUAUUUUCUUAUAC
This is a messenger RNA of Acanthopagrus latus (yellowfin seabream), 5727 nucleotides long. RefSeq names its product diacylglycerol kinase, epsilon (gene dgke). NCBI's taxonomy places the organism in Eukaryota, Metazoa, Chordata, Actinopteri, Spariformes, Sparidae. Bases 680 to 2410 code for a protein of 576 amino acids. The record is from RefSeq and is a predicted model, not a curated record. Gene Ontology annotation, molecular function: ATP-dependent diacylglycerol kinase activity. The transcript has 11 exons.